Molecule: messenger RNA, 1662 nt
Organism: Pieris macdunnoughi
Lineage: Eukaryota; Metazoa; Arthropoda; Insecta; Lepidoptera; Pieridae
Source: the annotation of a GenBank genome assembly
AUGUCGUUGGAAAUCCAUACCAUGAUUCGAGACCAUAUACUGGAGCCAGCACCGCUGACUCCGUCGUUCAUAUCUCCACUUUUUAUAAUAACGAAGAACAACGGAAAAAAUCGAGUCAUUUUCAACCUAAAAUCCUUAAAUCAGUUCAUGAAACCAGAACCUUUUCAUCUGUUUCAUCACCACCAAAUGCCAAACUUCUUACAAAAAGGCGAUUGGAUGGUGAAGCUGGAUCUCAGCCAAGCCUAUUACCAUAUACCGAUUUCCCUCGAACAUCGUUGCUUUCUGCGUAUCAGUUACGAGGGAAGGCUACUUCAAAUGACAUGUCUACCUUUUGGGUUGGCCAUAGCUCCGAAAAUGUUUGCGUCGGUGACAAAUUGGACAGCCGAGCUAUUGCGCCGUCAGGGCUUACGAGUGAUCGUUUACUUGGAUGAUUACUUACUGGUCCACCAGGACAGAACAAUUCUAAACUCCCAGGUUCUCAUAGCCAUGACCUUUUUGAAGAACCUGGGCUGGACCAUAAAUCUAGAGAAGUCGAUAUGCACUCCAACGAGGUCGAUCGAUUUUCUGGGUAUCACGUGGGACACACUAUCAAAUGCAAAGUCCUUACCCGUAGAAAAAGUAAUCAAAAUUCGUCAGUGCCUGAUAACACGCUUGUCAGCCGGCAAUUGGACCCUCAAGCAGGCCCAACGCCUCUUAGGGUAUCUCAAUUUUGCGACCUUCAUCACCCACCGGGGAAGGUUGCAUUGCCGAACGCUGCAGCGACACAGCAAUGCAUUAAGGAGAUUUCCUCGUUGCCCGAGUCCUCUUGCAGAGGAGGUGAAUCAAGACAUGGUAUGGUGGUUACACAACCUCAGUCACAAGACACCGAUUCAUUUCGAAACAAGGCAGGUGAAUUACAUUGUCACCGAUGCCUCGGAUCUACAAUGGGGAGCGCUAGUCAACAACAAACCUCUGAAAGGUUCUUGGACUCAAAGUCAGAUGGAGUGGCAUGGAGUCUCUUUGACAUCCGAAGUCCUAAAGAACUCGAUGGUAAUUCUGCAAAGCGACAGCAAAACUGUUGUAUCAUACAUAAAAAACGAAGGAGGAACAAGGUCCCAAAUGCUGUUAAAAUUGACAAAAGAUCUUCUGGCACUGACGGACAGUUUGAAUAUUGUACUUAUCCCUCACCACUUGCCGGGAAUGUACAACGUGGAAGCCGAUUACCUCUCGCGCAAUCGCAGGGGCGCCGAAUGGCAUCUCUUGAAAGAGGCAACCACGGACAUAUUCAGACGAUGGGGAACCCCCGAAAUAGAUCUUUUCGCUUCACGAGAGGCUCAUGUCGUGGCAAGUUAUGUGUCGCUAGACUUAUUAGACUCAAACGCUUGCUUUCACGACGCUUUCAGCAAAUGCUGGCGAUACGAUCUAGCGUGGAUAUUUCCACCGCCAGCGCUUCUACCACGAGUGCUGCACCAUCUCAACUUAUCCCAAGGGAAGUUCAUAAUAAUAGCACCCAGGUGGAGGAAGCCUUUUUGGCGGCCGGAUUUGAAAGGCCGAGCACUUGCACCCUCACUACCAAUACGGAAUCUAAGCAAAACCCUGGUAAAUACCGUAACGGGUCAACCUCCUCCUCAAGUACAGAAAUUACAAUUGGAAGCGUGGCUGAUUUUGGCUGGGAAUCUUUAA